AAUCCAACGCUAUCUUACACCUGACUCGCGGACUGUGUUUAAGCUAUUACUACGCCAGCAAGGUUAAUGGCCACAGCUUCGUUGCAAGCAUGGGACUCAAUUCGUUUCUGGAUUUGCCCCCUCUGUUUUCGUUCUACAACGACUAAUUGAGGCAAGACGCAGCGCUGUUGCUUUAACACGGAGAAAGAGAAGUGGAAUACUGCUUUAUACGGACGUAGCAAUAUAGGUACACAUGAAUGCAGCAUGCUAUGAAUUAUGGUCCAUUUGUGAACUUUUGCCUGGUACACAAAGUUCUAGAUCAAUGAUGCAUGCUUUUCGCCGCAAUCGUACUACAGGUACUUCCUUGAUCUUUUACCCAGUUACAUUUGCAAGCAAAGGACGGUGACACCACUUCGACAGCUUUCAUUGGCGCAUUGGUAUAUAAUUCUUUGAGGUUAUUUCACCUGCGGCAUCUUUAUAUCUCAGCCAGACUGACAACGACACCUGUGAGAGCACCCGGCACCCAAGGCACUCGCAUAUAUUCUCGGAGACGUUCACGCCUCUUGCCCUCAGGAAACCCUGUUUAUUCGGUCGCCAUUGGAUUUCUUACAUUUCCUCCUCUCGACUACGUCUGUUCGCCGUCAGGACAUUUUCACCUAGCUUCACUCACACGCCUCUUGUACCUGCUCCGCCAACACAUACGCUGCCGGGCAGUUUCUGUUUUCUUCUAUAAAGUGAUGGCCUAUAUACCACGAUGCCGCAUGAGAACCACCAACAAAAGAGAAGGCAUUUUGUACUUUGUGUGAUGCAUUCUUUGCUUCGUCGUUUUAAGUUUGUCACGUAGCUAGCCUCCAUCGCGGUGGUAAGAACACGAAAAAUGGUACUUGAGCGAGAGGCACCUCACCACGAGCGUCACGGAAUGUGGGUAACGACAAGGCCAUGAUGUACUUCCUCUCUCCGUGCCUCCCUUGCUCGAAGGAAACCCCGAUAUCACUGGCUAACCUAGGAGACUUUUUCUUUCGUGUCCAUGCACGAUUCGCGCUGUUCGUCCGGAUCGCCAUAAUAUGGGUCGGAUUGGCGGGGGAUAUCCUGAGGAGGGUGAUGAUGAAACUGGAAACACCGCAAGAUAACACUGAUCGACGACUCUUGAAGCGAAAAAAGAUGGAAGGUAUUAUGGCCUUCUCUCGACCAAACCAACUCAGAUUACAACUACAUUCAUGGUCACCUUGCAUGCACAUCUGUGUCCACGCCGCCUCGGGCAAGCAGCCACUAAAGAAAAGGCGAAACGGAAGCUUUUCCUCGCCUAUUUCGUUGCAGGAUUCCUUCUGUUUUCUGUUUCUUUUUACUCGUCGGCUAUGGGACUCAAUUCUGUCUUCCACGAGUCCGCGAAUGGUCACGAACUCUUUGUCGAACGCGGCCCGCGUUGCCACGCGCUCUGACAAACAACACUUCACCAAACACGUGAUGCCCCGGUACCAUUGUUUUGCUCUCGUUUGUUUAUCAGUUUUCGGUUGUGUUCGUCAGAUUUGCUGCUUCGUUUCGGCUACUCUCCUUCCAUCCUUUCAAACUUGGACAGGAAAUGUUUUUGCCGUGGCCCUGCCGUGCUUGUUGGGCGAACUGCGGUCCUCUCGACAUUUUGAUGGAGGGCUGUGCCGGGGUUGUCCCAGUGUGAUCUUCCACUUGAGUCUUGUUUUGUUUUUAAAUCACACAAACAGCUCUCUGUAAAGUCUGCUUUCGCAAGAGGCUCUCUAGGGACCACCAAGGACAGGCCCUACGCUUUUGACCCACGGGUGCAUGUGUGGGCUGAAACUCCUGUCUGCCAGGCUUCGGCCCGUCGUGGUAUUGAGCGUACUGUGUCUAUUUAAAUUUCAGUCACAUCCAGAGAUUUUAUGGGUUCUUGAAGUCAUGAACGCGUUCAAUGGUCGUCUUUCACACCCCUCGAGGGUGCUUGUCUGAACUGGUAUGGAGUUAAAUGGGUGUGGUAGUUCCCCCAAACGAACAGCCGCUUGCGGGACGACUGAUCUAACUGAGCAUGACGGACAUUUGGUG
This is a messenger RNA of Toxoplasma gondii ME49, 2028 nucleotides long. RefSeq lists its product as hypothetical. The transcript has a single exon. The record is from RefSeq and is a predicted model, not a curated record. Bases 919 to 1704 code for a protein of 261 amino acids. NCBI's taxonomy places the organism in Eukaryota, Apicomplexa, Conoidasida, Eucoccidiorida, Sarcocystidae.